AUGAAUCUCGCGCGGGGCCGCGAGCUGGGCAUCGAGCGCGCGGUGGACGAUGGCCACGACUGGGCAGACAAACCCGCGCGCGCGUUCCACCAGGGAAAGACGGGGCCGACGGGUGACGCGGACGAUGACGACGACGACGGCACCGCCGACGAGCGCGCGGCGACGCACGGCUUCACGUCGUCGUCGACCCAUCCGGACCUCGCGCCGGUGGUAUCAUCAUCGUCGUCGUCCGCCGCCGCCGCCGCCGCCGCCGCCGCCGCGCGCCUCCACGCGUUCAGCGCACCCCUCGGCCGAAUCGCGCGUCUCGACGUCGCCAACUGGAUGUCGCAGCUCGUCUCGCGAAUCGCCGACGCGCCCCUGCACAGGCUGCGUUUACCCGGCACGCACGACAGCGGCGCGUACCGCCUCUCGCGCACGCGCAUGGGCGACCUUCCCGCGUGGCUCCGCGCCGUCAACGCCGCCACCCGCGGCAUCGUCACCGCGCCGCUGACCCCGUUCAUCGCGGGUUGGGGCGAGGCGCAGUCGACGGAUGCGUUUGGCCAGCUGGCGCUCGGCGCGAGGUACCUGGACCUGAGGGUCGUUCGCGAGUCGAACGGCGGGUACUACGCCGUGCACGGCAUGGCGGGCGAUUCGUUCGAAAACGUCCUCGCGCAGGUGGCGUCGUUCCUGGACGCGCACCCCGGCGAGGUUGUCGUGUGCGACUGUCACCACCUCCACCGAUUCGACAGCGAGGAGCACCACCUGACGUUUCUCGACCUCAUCGAGCGGACGUUGGGCGCGCACCUCGUGCCCCCCGCGCUCCGACGCGCGUCCACCGACGGCGACGGCACCGUCACCGUUCGCGACUGCCUCGUCGCCAAUCGCAGGUGCGUGUGUUUGUACGGCGGGUUCGACUUUUCGCCGAAAGUCGCUCGAGCUGUCGCGGAAGCCGGGUGUUGGGAACGGAGACAACAUCGCGACAUCUGGAGUCCGUGGCCGAGGGCGGGGUCGCGGCGGCAGCUCGCGGAGCGCAUGCGCGCGCUGGAGGACGCGGAGGACGCUGGAGGACACGGGCACGGGCACGGGAGGGGGAGGGAGGGGUUCUUCGUGUUGCAAGGGGUGGUGACGCCCGACGCGAAGAGGAUCGUGAAGGCGUUGACGCUGCCGGAUUGGGGACGGCCUCGGACGCUUCGCGAUUUGGCGACGCGGGUGACGCCGAUGGUGUGCCGGAUGGUGUGCGGGGGUUCGUUACGGGCGAUGUGCAUCGUGAUGGUGGAUCACAUCGAGUUGGCGGACGUGGAGGGUUGGCUCUUGGGCGCGUACGGCGAGGGCGGUUAG
Messenger RNA from Micromonas commoda, 1317 nucleotides. RefSeq lists its product with no specific name. Gene Ontology annotation, molecular function: phosphoric diester hydrolase activity. Lineage: Eukaryota; Viridiplantae; Chlorophyta; Mamiellophyceae; Mamiellales; Mamiellaceae. The coding region runs from base 1 to 1317 and encodes 438 amino acids. The transcript has a single exon. The record is from RefSeq and is a predicted model, not a curated record. Gene Ontology annotation, biological process: lipid metabolic process.